UUCAAAACCGUUAUCAACGGCUAUUAUUUGUCAAAAUUUUUUUAUAAUUAUUGCAGUUUAUCUACUAUCUAAUUUUGAAUCAAAUCAGAUUUUAUUAAAUUGCAUCCAGUAUCACUUAUACCAAGGUUAAUAGUCUAACUAUUCCCUAUAGAUAUACACUGCAUUUUUUCUAGACAAUUUUUCAAUGGCUACUAAACCAAGAGGGCGAGGAUAUGCUAUGCAAGCUAAUAAAGCUGGUCAACCACUUCGUAGACCUGCAGAAUCUGGUUUAAAGCAACGAUUUGGAGAUAACUUUCAGAUUAAUAAUACAGAGAAAAAAGAAGAUCCAAUAGAUUCACUUUGUAGUAAAAUUGUUAAAAUGGGACUAAGUAACCCUGAGAAAGAACUAGCGGUUAUUGAAAAGGAUGUUCUAUCAUUAUGCGAUUCUCAAGAUGGUUUAAGUUCUUUUGUUGAUAAAAUUGUAACACAUGGAUUAGAAAGUCAAUGGAAUGCUCAUGCUGUAGCUUCAUUCUGUGUAUCUUAUGGAGAUGUUGCUGUGGAAAAUAUUAAGCUUCGCACUAUGCUGCUAAGAAAACUUCAAAAAAUUUAUACUGAAAGAGAGAAUAGCUACUUGACUUUAGACAAAUUUCUCAUGGAUGUGAGGUUUCUGUGCGAAAUAUUCUUUCAUGUUAAAAUUGAUGGCAACUGCAUUCAAGUCUUGAGCCGUCCAGUGCUAGAUGUUCUAGGCAUGUUAGUUGAUGGUGGCUCAGAAAAAGAAAUUGAAGUAGUUUAUGAACAGUUUCCAAAGUGUUUUGCCAGUCUCAAAGCAAAUAAUUCAGAUGGACUCAAUAAUUUUUUAGAUAAAAUACGACAACAACUGCUCAGUGAUGAUAUUCCUAUUAGUGCUAGAACCAUGCUAUUGGAAAUGUUUGAAUUAAUAUUAUGUGAUGGAAAAUUAAUUAGUGAUGUUGAAAAAUUCUAUAAAUCUCAAUCAAUUUCUGUUGUGAGAAUGUGCAAAUGAGUUUUGCAAUAACUUUAACUCUUAAAAUUGUUCUUCAAGUUAUUGAGCUUUUAAUAAAUGUACUUUAUUAUAUA
Messenger RNA from Parasteatoda tepidariorum (common house spider), 1074 nucleotides. RefSeq names its product MIF4G domain-containing protein A. NCBI's taxonomy places the organism in Eukaryota, Metazoa, Arthropoda, Arachnida, Araneae, Theridiidae. Gene Ontology annotation, molecular function: translation activator activity. Gene Ontology annotation, cellular component: cytosol. The record is from RefSeq and is a predicted model, not a curated record. Gene Ontology annotation, biological process: regulation of translational initiation.